AUGGCACUGAGCCGAAAAACCCCUAUCCUCCUUGCCCCUGGCCCGACGGAAGUAGACCCUGAGGUCCUCAAGUCCAUGGGAUCUUUCGCAGAGUCACAUUUUGCUCAGCCAUUCUGUAACGUUUUGGGAGAUGUAUUGACCAUGCUUCGAGUGCUUUUCCAAAGCGAGGAUCCAAACGCACAACCAUUUGUCAUUGGGGGUAGUGGUACAUUGGGAUGGGACUUUGUUGCCACAAACUUCAUCGAACCUGGAGAACAAGUUCUCUGUCUCAGCACCGGGUACUUUUCCGAUACCUUCGAAAUGUGUCUCUCCACCUAUGGAGCUCAGACAACAAAGAUAACAGUCCCUAUUGGGGACGCACCAGACAUUUCCGAAGUCGAGAGAGCUUUGAGAUCAGCUCGAUACAAAGCAUUAGUCGUGACUCAUGUCGAUACGUCAACAGGCGUUCUAACACCUUUGAAGCCACUUUCGGAUCUGCUUCGGCGUGUGUCUCCUCACACUCUCUUCGUCGUCGACGGCGUUGCUAGUGUCGCUUGUGAGGACCUCCGAUUCACCGCUUGGGGUGUUGACAUCGUUGCGACUGGGUCACAAAAAGCCAUUGGCUGCCCUCCUGGUCUCAGCAUCCUCAUGGUAUCUGCACGGGCGUUGGAAGUGGCGCAAGGACGCAAAGCUGCACCGGCAUCGUGGUACGCUAGCCUCACAAAGUGGUUGCCCAUAAUGCAAAACUAUGAGAAGAAGGAAUCUAGCUAUUUUGCCACACCGCCAACACAGCUUGUUCACGCUCUCCACACCUCAUUAACAAGGAUUUUGUCAUCGUCGCUGGAAGAGAGGUUCAUGUUACACAGAGAAACGAGUGCACAAGUGAAAGCGGCAGUGGCGAGCCUGGGUCUAACACAAUUAGCAGUGAAAUCAGAAAAUCAAGCCAAUGGGCUGACAGCUUUUUGGCUUCCUGACGGGUUAUCAUCGAAGGACUUCCUGGCAAGGAUCUCGGCAAAAGGCAUAACGUUUGUGGGAGGCAUGCAUAAGGAGCUUGGUCAUAAAUAUGUUCGGUUCGGACAUAUGGGUUAUAGUGCUGUCAGCGCGAAUGAAGGACAUAUUCAAAAGGGAAUAAAGGCGUUGAGAGAAGUGAUCAACAACCAUCACGCUGGUGGAGGUAAUGGCUCGGCAUCAGCUGAAGAUGGCGUGUUCGCCGAACCUUUACGUGCAUCAUUGUAA
Messenger RNA from Exophiala bonariae, 1215 nucleotides. RefSeq lists its product as uncharacterized. Gene Ontology annotation, molecular function: L-alanine:glyoxylate transaminase activity; L-serine:pyruvate transaminase activity. NCBI's taxonomy places the organism in Eukaryota, Fungi, Ascomycota, Eurotiomycetes, Chaetothyriales, Herpotrichiellaceae. The record is from RefSeq and is a predicted model, not a curated record. The transcript has a single exon. Bases 1 to 1215 code for a protein of 404 amino acids. Gene Ontology annotation, cellular component: peroxisome.